GAAAAGUCUCUUCACAAAAAAAAUGGGACAGACACAUCCAAAGCCAGAAACACAUCCCAAGCCCAAUAGUGAUAAAUCUAAAAAUGAUUUGUUCACUGAUCUGCCACCAGCUCCACGAGCGUAUACUGAUAAUUUUUGGAGAAAAGAAAACGAUGCUGACAGGUUUUGUAAACGUACUAUUGAGGUACUUAACCAAUUUCGUCAGCUUGAACUUGAAUCACUAGAGUCGGAUGAUGAAAAGGAAUCAAAAAUUGAGGAACUUUGUGCGAAGUAUCCUUGUGCUUAUAUUCCAUUAGAUGUUGAUAAAGAUGGUUAUGUGCGAGGAUUUAAUCUCUUUGGAUCAAUAUCAACUUAUAUUUAUGGAGAAGAGUUAAAAGAAUAUGGGGAGACCUUAAUUGUUUGUAUUGGUUUAGAAGACACUAAUGCAAUGAUAUACUUGGGUGGUAGUGGUAAAUUGUAUUAUGAACCGCUAAAAUUUUUGUAUAAUUACAAAGAUAUAGGCGUAAAAAGCUCUGAUGUGUUUCAAAAUUACUGAAAUAUAUUUUGAAACAUAAUUUUGCUUCUUAUCAAUACUCAAAGUAGAAUUAGAAGAUCAUAAUUGUAUCUCAAAAGUAUAAUCCACUUUUUAAAAGUAGAGGCUAGUAAGACAUAAUGCUGAUUUUUUUU
This is a messenger RNA of Rhizophagus irregularis DAOM 181602=DAOM 197198, 666 nucleotides long. NCBI's taxonomy places the organism in Eukaryota, Fungi, Glomeromycota, Glomeromycetes, Glomerales, Glomeraceae. The record is from RefSeq and is a predicted model, not a curated record.